This is a messenger RNA of Drosophila subobscura, 1948 nucleotides long. RefSeq names its product vacuolar protein sorting-associated protein 26 (gene Vps26). The transcript has 2 exons. Bases 334 to 1872 code for a protein of 512 amino acids. Lineage: Eukaryota; Metazoa; Arthropoda; Insecta; Diptera; Drosophilidae. The record is from RefSeq and is a predicted model, not a curated record. Gene Ontology annotation, cellular component: retromer complex; endosome. Gene Ontology annotation, biological process: retrograde transport, endosome to Golgi; intracellular protein transport.
GUCACACUGCACACACACCACACCACACACACUGACACACACUACACCAAAAAGAAAAACAGGCGAAAAACGCCCAGUAAAUUCGUGUCGGCAGAAAAAUUGUGCGGCCAGCAGAAGUGUUUGUAGAGUGGAGUCCAGCUCCAAACGCAAAACGCAAACGCAACCCGAAAGCGGAAAGCAGAAAGCACAGCCAGCCACUGCACUGCAACCGGGCGGACAGGACGGACGGAGCGACACAGCGACAUUCCAGCCAACAAGAAUAAGAAGCAGCAGGAGUAGAAGAAUAAGAAGAAGCAGCAGCGGAGGAGGGAGGCCAAUUUACGUUGAUCAAUUAUGAAUUUCCUGGGCUUUGGCCAGUCCGCCGAGAUCGAGAUUGUCUUCGAUGGCGCCGAGCACAAGACGGCCGAGGUCAAGGGUGAGGAUGGCAAAGUGGAGAAAAUGCUGCUCUUCUACGAUGGCGAAACAGUGUCCGGCAAGGUUAAUGUGACGCUGAAGAAGCCGGGCAGCAAGCUGGAGCAUCAGGGCAUCAAGAUUGAGUUCAUUGGACAGAUCGAGCUGUUCUACGACCGGGGCACCCAUCACGAGUUCAAGUGCCUGGCCAAGGCACUGGCGCGUCCCGGGGAUCUCAUCCAGAACAACAGCUACCCGUUCGACUUCCCGAACGUGGAGAAGCAGUUCGAGGUGUAUGCCGGCUCGAACGUGAGGCUGAGGUACUUCCUGCGCGCCACGAUCGUGCGUCGGAUCAGUGACAUAACGCGCGAGGUGGACAUUGCCGUGCACACGCUGUGCAGCUACCCGGAGAUGAACAAUCCCAUCAAGAUGGAGGUGGGCAUCGAGGACUGUCUGCACAUCGAGUUCGAGUACAACAAGAGCAAGUACCAUCUGCGCGACACGAUCAUCGGCAAGAUCUACUUCCUGCUGGUGCGCAUCAAGAUCAAGCACAUGGAGAUCGCGAUCAUCAAGCGGGAGUCCACCGGCACCGGGCCGAACAUGUUCAACGAGAACGAGACGAUCGCCAAGUACGAGAUCAUGGACGGGGCGCCGGUCAAGGGCGAGAGCAUACCCAUCCGGGUCUUCCUCGCCGGCUACAACCUGACGCCCACGAUGCGCGACAUCAACAAGAAGUUCUCCGUCAAGUAUUUCCUCAACCUGGUGCUGAUGGACACCGAGGAUCGGCGCUACUUCAAGCAGCAGGAGAUCACGCUGUGGCGCAAGGCGGACAUUCCCCGCUACCAUGUCGCCCAGCAUCAGCAGCAGCAACACCAGCAGCAUCAGCACGUCCCGCUGCAUGCGCCGCCCCAUCUGGUGAGUGGCCCGGCGGCACCCACAGUCGCCCCAUCCCUCAUCAACGCCAGCACGGCCACGGACAGCAGCGAGGGUGCGGCCACAGCUGGGUCCACAAUUGGCGCUGGCGCUGGCGUGGGCGUGGGCGAUGGCGUGGCCAGCACCGAAUCGAAAAUGGGACUCUUCACCAGGGAGAGCCCCAACCAGGAGUUUAGCCAGCAGCAGCUCGACUCUCCACUGCCCAGCUCGCCGCCGUUGACGCCCCUGAACGAGAGCCCGGUCGAGCGAGAGAUCCGCGAAGUGGAGCCAACAUCGACGCCCACUCCAGCAGCGGCAGCGGCCGAAUCGGAUCCAAUUUCAGUUGCACCCGAGCGGGGGAUGGGCGAUGGCGCCGCAGCGGCCACCGCAAGUGCCUCGCCGAUUGCCAUGUUGUCCAGCUCGCCGCCGCCGCUGCCCGUGCAGCUUGCAGCGUCGCAGGAUGUGGUCCCGGAACUGGACUUAGACGUGGCCACUGAUCCCACUGUUGGGGCUACGUCCCCGGCGGCAGCUGCGAAAAAGGUCAGCGCUACGCCACUGGCUGCCGAUUGAGAUAGGAGCGUGGAUCCGGAUCGGGUCGGGCUGGGCUGGGAGUGGGCGGCUUGUAGUGGAAUGGCGGAGAAGGAGG